This is a messenger RNA of Argiope bruennichi, 3291 nucleotides long. RefSeq names its product CUB and sushi domain-containing protein 3-like. Lineage: Eukaryota; Metazoa; Arthropoda; Arachnida; Araneae; Araneidae. The coding region runs from base 132 to 1469 and encodes 445 amino acids. The transcript is spliced from 8 exons. The record is from RefSeq and is a predicted model, not a curated record.
UCUGUGCAGAAUCUUCUUUCCCGCGGACUACUGAGUUGUUGCUGAUGGUGAAAAGGACUAUGAGAGGGUUAUACACUGAGUCAACAUGAGAUUGCGUGAAGAGAAUUCUACAGCAUCAUGCGGUUGUAGUCAUGGGUAGAGGAAGAUUAUCUUUUUCUUUCAUCUUGGUGCUCUUUUUCGGUGCUUUUCUUUAUUUACAGCCUUUUGCAUACUGCAAAGAAUUCCGUCGAGAAGCUACCUGUUACAGUGAUGUUCUUCACCUGGACUGUGGUAAACUUAGCUUUAUAGCCAUUCAUGAAGCCUACUUUACAACAGACCACCACGAGAAUCAAACCUGCCACUCACCAGUACCUGAACACGAAUACAUAGAAGACGAGGACACGGAUUCCUCGAACUAUUCCUCCUGUCACGAGGAUAUAAGGAUAUCUCUGAACAGAAGAUGCUCAGGAUUCAAAACUUGCAACUACAGUUACUCUCAGCAGCUAGAUAAACACUGCUUCAAUCCUGAAGGCUUGUUUGUAGUGCACUACGAUUGUGUUAGAGAUGCAAACGUGAAUAAGUUCUGCAACUCCAAAAUAACUUCCGGAGAAGGUUACAUCGCCUCUCCUGGAUAUCCUCAAUACUAUCCCAAGCUUCGCGAAUGCAGUUGGACAGUAUCGGCAGCAGAUGGCCAGACCAUCUUCUUGAAGGUCUUGCACCUCCACCUGCGUGAAGCCUCUGAUGUCACUCCCACGCUAUCUGAUCCGGAUGCUUUCUAUGCAAUGAAUAUCCAGCAUAUGACCGAUAUGAUGUUCCGUUGUGACGACGACAGUUUGACAGUCAUGGAAGGCACAGCCAAGAGGUUCUCGGUUUGUGGAGAGGAAGUAGAGGCUCUGCAGAGUGCGGAGGUAGAUGCCAGCAACGGAAUGGAACUCAGAUUCAAAACCGUGGCCUUUCUACCUGCCAGCGGGUUUCUUGCUUAUUAUAAAGUUCAGGGCUGUCCAACUUUAGCUGCUCGAGAAGGUAGCUACCUCGUAGAGCGAAACGGCAGUGCAGCUAUCUAUGCUUGCGACAACAAUCGGGUCUUCAAUGACACACAAGAAAGCAUGCGCUUCCUACAAUGUGUAAGAGACCACCACUGGAAUGAUACUCUGCCUUCUUGUACAGUUAUGGAAGAGACGACGACAACCACAACAACGGCUUUUCCAAAUCCCAGUACUCAGAAAGAUGUUCAGAAUAUUACAACUGCUGUAGCCACAAAUGAGACAUUCAUUCUGGCUGCUUGGGACAAAAAUGCAAGUUUGGUGGAAGAUAUCAUAGUACCAUGUGUAUUAGUAGGUGUUCUAAUCUUCGGAAAUAUUAUAAUUCUCGUUGUUAUUUUCAUAAUCAGAAAGAAACAAAAAAUUCAUGAUGAUGAGUUUGAAGACCUGAGUGAGCAACCUAAACCACAACAACCUUCCCACGCUGUAGAAGAAGAAACAAAUGAAUAGUGAAUUAAGUGGUUUACGUCGUACAAUUCUGCCAAAUACCUGUUCAAAAUGCUCUGCGAUACUUUAUAACUUAUUCAUGUAAAAGAUGUUUUAAGAGAAUAGUGACACUAACUUAUUGUGAAAAGUGAUGUAUGUUAUAUAUGUGUGAAAAAAAAACUAUAAAUGUACUGAGUUUUUGUGUAAAGUAGUCUACACUCAAACAUUUUUGAGUCACUGUACGUGUUUUGUGAUAUUGAUUCUAUUUGAUGUUGGCAUUUAAAAACUUCAAUUUCUACACUUUGUACUAGUGAAAUGCAGCUUUGUUUUGAAACUAAAAUACUGAAGCGUCUAUUUUUAGUGUUUUCUAAGAUAAAAAAGAAAUUUACCCUAUAAUUUGCCAUAAAGUUACAUGGUUUCAUUGUGUAUAUUUCAUCGAUUCAUUGUUCAAAUCAAAAAGGGGCCCAAAGGACUUAACGCAUUUUCACAUUGACUUCUCUUUAAAAAACCCAAUGUGAUUCAUUGCUAAGUACUGCCAUGUUCCUUUAUUUCCUACAGUUUGUUUAUGGAGAGUAUUUAUAACGCCUUCAUGUUGCACAUUUUGCGUUGCAGCGAUAUUCAUUUUGGAAAUGUUAUGUAGCAAGUAGUAUUUUUUAAGCAGUUUGAUAAAAUUCUAUAAAUUAGUUUAAAAGCGUAUUUAUUACACCUUUUGUCAACCUUUGGUUGUCCGAUUAGCUACUUUCUUGUUCAAAAUUAGAUAAUGGGUUUCAAAAAAGCCAAUCAAUUCUGAAAAUUUUCUAAAGCAUCAUUGGUCUUUCAUUGCACAUUAAGUCCAAGUUAAAUUAUAUCAUUGGCUAUUACAUCAUUUAAUUGUAAAAUAUAGUCGAGGAAAGUUGGUCAUUUUUUUCCUAUAAGUAGCAAAUGAUAACCAUUGUUUCUAGUAUAUCUUGCAGGUGAGUUAAAUUUUUUUUCUAAAACUAAAAGAAAGCAAAUAUUACAGAAAUUUCUAUUCAUUUAAAAAACUCAUUAUAAAGGAAAAUUGUACAUGGCAUCCCACAUUGUCAUUUUCAAUCGAAGCAAUUACAUGAUAUUGUUGUUAAAUUUGAGAUACGGCAACUGCAUGUACAUUAAAAAUAAUGAAUACCUAUCUAUAAUAUAUUUGAAAUUUUUUAAUGUGGGAGAGGAAAGCAAAUCGAACAACUAACAUUAGACGAAAGAAGUACUUCUUUUAUACUCAAGGAGAGAAUAUGCUGUUAUCUUUUAAACUUGUUUAUCUAAGUUCAUGUGAGAAAUGAAUAAUGUCCUAACUUAAAAUCUACAAAAAAAGAAAUGUCCUAAAAAACUAUAUUUUAUGAAAUAUUUUAGAAAAAGAUUUAUUUUCACAUCACAUCAAAAAAAUUAUUAAUAUUGAAAUUUUGACCAAAGUAUCUUCUUGCAAUUUGUAUGUCAUAUUUAAAUACAAAGAUCAAAUAUAAUUUGAAGCAAGCAAGCUGAAUAAUUAUAAGAUGCUUAAAAUCCAUGUCAGCAACAUUGCUUAUUCAUUAAAAAUAUAAGUUCAUUAAUUAUACAUGUUUCAAAUUAUUUUAGCAUCAGAUAUAACUGAUUUGUAUUGUCAUAACUGUAUUCAACAUUUUUGCACUUGUGUAAAGCUUUUGAAGGGAAAAAAAAAUGAUAUAUACUUAUUCGAUUGUAAAUAUUAAAAAUUGGUCUUAUCCCCUUCUUUAUGUAUAAACCAAAAAUUGAAGUAGAUUUCAUAUAUUUUGAGCUAUGCAAAAGAAGUUUAUAAUUGUUGCAAUACCAUGUAUUGAAAAAUAUUUUUAGUAUAUAAGUGAAGUUCUGCUAUGGA